Molecule: messenger RNA, 4024 nt
Organism: Cygnus atratus (black swan)
Lineage: Eukaryota; Metazoa; Chordata; Aves; Anseriformes; Anatidae
Gene: ZBTB40
Product: zinc finger and BTB domain containing 40
Biological process (GO): regulation of transcription by RNA polymerase II
Cellular component (GO): nucleus
Molecular function (GO): protein binding; DNA-binding transcription factor activity, RNA polymerase II-specific; RNA polymerase II cis-regulatory region sequence-specific DNA binding
Source: RefSeq, a predicted model, not a curated record
GGCGGGGCGGGGCGGGGCGGCUGGGGUUGGAGCGUUAUUGUUUCCACGGCUGUCGCGGGCGCGCGUCGUGUCCGCCGCGCAGCGCCCAGUAAAGCUGGACCUUGUGAAAGCAGUGUGGACACCAAGGCAAGGGGAGGCCACUAGAUCCUGGAGCCAUGGAGCUUCCCAGUUACAGCAAGCAGUUGCUGCAGCAGCUGUACACACUCUGCAAGGAGCAGCAGUUCUGCGAUUGCACCAUCUUCAUUGGGACUGUUCAUUUUAGAGCACACAAAGUUGUUUUGGCUGCUGCCAGUGUGCUUUUUAAAUCCUUGUUGGAUAGCACAGAUACCAUCUCCAUUGAUGCUUCUGUGGUGACACCGGAGGAGUUUGUGCUGUUGCUGGAGAUGAUGUACACUGGCAAACUCCCGAUGGGGAAACACAACUUCACCAAAGUCAUCUCUGUGUCGGACAGUCUGCAGAUGUUUGAUGUGGCUGUUAGUUGCAAAAACCUCCUUAGAGACCUCCUCAGCUCCUCAACUCAGGAUCAGAUAGUGAGAGAGGUCUCCAGCCAGCCAGCAGAGUCAUCUGGAAACAGUGCUGAAGCUGAUUACCUGCCCCAGUCUGAAAAACCUCCUGCUGAAGAAAAAACAGAUACCCAGCACCCUCAGAGAGUGUCCCCUUCUCCUGGCCCUGUAGAAGCAGAAAUGGAAGGAGGUGUUUCUCUUCCUGACCAAGAGCUUACUGCGAAUCACACCUGGGUUCCACAGGACACAGUGCUGAGCAGCUCUGGAUCCCUCAGGGCAGAUUCAGGCUCUCAUCCUGACCAGCCUGCCUGCACAGAGCAGUGUGGCUGUGCAGAAGAGGAGCCUGCUGAGCCUCUGGAGAAGAAAGGAAGAAUGAGUGAUUUAGCAGCAGAGAGCAAAAGCUGUGAACUGGAUUUCUUUCUUCGAUACGAAAGUGUUUUCUCUGAGGCCCUUUCUGAUGCCCAUGCUGUUCUGAGAAGACUAGAAGAGUGCAGAGAAAUUGAUGCCUCUCAAAGGCAGGCUCUGGUUACCUGUCUGGCAGAGGCAGGGGAACAGUCGUUGUUCACAAAGCUGUUGGGCGAAGUGAAGGAUGCUGAGACCCUGGAUGCACAGACCCUUGUGUCCUUACUGAAGCUGUUUCAAGAUGUGAAUCCCAAGCUGAGAGCAGCCUUGCUGGAGAAGGAACAGGACAGUGGAGAAGCCCUGCAGCAAACAGAGAGCGCGAAAGAGGGAAAGAUGCUGACUGCUCGUUUGCUGGGAUGCAGGGAGGAGCUGAUCCAGAGCAUGACACAGCUGAGCCCUAUCAUAGAGUUCCUGGAGGCAGCAGAAGAGGGAUUCCUGACCACUUCAGAGAAGCGGGCAGUUUUGGACUGUUGUGAAGGUAGCUCUCAGAGGGAAGCCAUCCACAAUCUGCUCAAGAAGGUGGAAGAAGAGAAAACCCUGAAAGCUGAAAGUUUGGUCAAACUUCUGGGGGCUGUGAAGGCAUCAUUCCCUGGUCUCCACCUUCUGCUAGACAACUUGGUGGUAGCUUCAAAUGUCUCUGACAAAGUCAAAUGGAGCCCAGAGGAUUAUGGAGCCAAACUGUUGAGACGGUACCAAGAAAGCUUGGUGGAGCUCCUUGCAGACCCUCAGACAUUGCUGCAGGGGAUCUCUGCUGCACAGAGCCUAGCUCCUGCUGAGAGAGAGGUGAUGGAACUAAUUGUGAAGCGUGAGACUGGCUCAGGUGGUUUUGUCUCGCUUGUGUCCGCGGCACUUGAGGAGCAGUCUCUGUUGGUGUCUGCAGUUUGGCAGCUGCUGCUGGCUGUGUGAGUGGCCAAGUUCCUGCUGAACAUCCUCAUGGAGGAGAUCCAGAAAGAACCAGGCGCGGAAUUUUUCUUCUAGUCAGUGGCCACCAGUGAAAGCACAGCCAUUGAGAUCAUCCUGCGGCACAGCAAGUUGAUCUCGGAGGCCAUUAGGCAGAGAGCGGACUUGGAGGGCUUGGCACCAGGGGAAGCAGGACUCACAGAAGCAGUGAAAGAGCUACUGAGUAUUUCUGCUCAGAAGGAAAGUUGAGAGGCCUCCUUGAAAGCAGCUCUGAGUACAGCACAGGAGAAGUCUGUCCUGGCCAUCAAGAUCUGUCAGCUGCUGUGCAAUGUCCAUGAGUCUUUCCCAGACCUGCAGCCAGUGAUGCAGGAGCUAGGGCAUGUGGGGCUCUUGACAGAAGGAAGUGGAGGGGAACCUGGGAUCAGGAAGUGGAAGGUGAACAGUGAGUCCCAAGUUGAAGCUCUGGACAAAGAAGAGGACAGGGCAGGAGGUGCUGGGACCAAGGAACCAAAGGAACCACGAGAGAAAGCUUCUUCCAAGAAGAGUUUUAUCUGCAAAGCUUGUGACAAGAGCUUCCACUUCUACUGCCGCCUAAAGGUGCACAUGAAACGUUGUCGGGUGGCCAGAGGAAAGCAAAUCCAGUGUAAGGAGUGCACUGAAGUCAAAUCCACAAAGAAGGAGCUGGAGAAACAUCAGCUGGAGGUCCAUGGAGCAGUGGGGGUAGCCAAGAAGAAGACGAGGCGGCUCCCUGUGGCAUGUGACAUCUGUGGCCGAGAGUUUGCUCAUGCCUCAGGGAUGCAGUACCACAAGCUGACGGAGCAUUUUGACGAGAAGCCCUUCUCCUGUGAGGAGUGCGGGGCCACGUUUGCGGCCAACUCCACGCUGAAGAACCACCUGCGGCUGCACACAGGGGACCGGCCCUUCAUGUGCAAGCACUGCCUGAUGACCUUUAUGCAGGCCUCGGCCCUAGCCUACCAUAACAAGAAGAAGCACUCUGAGGGAAAGAUGUACGCGUGCCAGUACUGUGACGCUGUGUUCGCCCAGUCCAUCGAGCUCUCACGCCACGUCCGGACCCACACGGGGGACAAGCCGUAUGUCUGCUGGGAGUGUGGGAAAGGCUUUCGCCAAGCCAAUGGGCUCUCCAUCCACCUCCGGACCUUUCACAACAUAGAAGAUCCCUAUGACUGCAAAAAGUGCCGGAUGAGCUUUGCUACCCUGCAGGAGCACCGCAAACAUGUCCACAAAGUCCACUCCCAGGAGUACCAUCCUUGCCCCACCUGUGCUAAAGUGUUCAGUGCCCCAUCCCUUCUGGAGCGCCACAUGGUGACCCAUGUCGGAGGAAAGCCCUUUAGCUGUGAGAUCUGUAAUAAAGCCUACCAGCAGUUGUCAGGUUUAUGGUAUCACAACCGGACCCACCACCCUGAUGUCUUUGCAGCUCAGAAUCACCGAUCCUCUAAGUUCUCCUCACUGCAGCUCAGCUCCUGUGACAAAACCUUCGCCAGCACUGCUGCUCACGGAAAGCACGUCAAAGCAGAGCACACUGAUGUGAAGCUCCAUGAGUGUGAGAUAUGCAAGGAACUCUUCCCUACGCUGGCUCUCCUGCAGGUCCACGUGAAGUGCAGGCACUCAGGGGCCCUGCAGCACCGUGUCACCAGUGAGCACUUCAAGCAGACAGAGAGCACCUUUGCCUGUGGACUCUGUGGGGAGCUCUUCACCUCCCAGGGCGAGCUGGAGGGGCACUACAGCGUUGAGCAUCCCAAGGUGGUCUUCACAGAGGCCCAAGUCACCACAGCCCAGAUUGUGCAGGUGAUUCAGACGUCAGAGGAAGGAGCAGCAGAACACAUCAUCUCUUUUGAUGAAGCCCAGGUUGCUGGCUCUCAAGUCUUUGUGACAUUGCCCGAAUCCCAAGUGAGCCAAGCUGGCUUGGAGCUGGUGCCAGUGACUAUGGAGGACUUGUUUGAUGACAAAGUCACUCUGAUUUGUGAAGAAACCAAAGGAGAGUGAGCAGUGGGUGCCCAUGUGUGGCACCUGGUAUACACUGGACUAGUUCAGGAGCCAUACCUAGUAAUGGUGCUCUAGCUGGGAAAUUCAUGGUUUCUGUGGAAAAGCAAGUCUGGAUGGCAUGUAGCAAGCACAGCGUGGCCAAGGACAGGAGAGGUUUGUAGACUUUCGUAAGGACCUAGGAAGUCUCACUGUCCCUGCAGUCAGCAGCUGCCGGC